Aspergillus melleus is the source of this 1923-nucleotide messenger RNA. RefSeq lists its product as uncharacterized. Gene Ontology annotation, molecular function: protein binding. The record is from RefSeq and is a predicted model, not a curated record. The transcript has a single exon. Lineage: Eukaryota; Fungi; Ascomycota; Eurotiomycetes; Eurotiales; Aspergillaceae. Bases 1 to 1923 code for a protein of 640 amino acids.
AUGUACAGCUUUGUGCAGGAAGAUUGCGAGGCCAAUCAGCCGGACUUAGAGAUGCAGGGCCGUGAAGACGGAGAAUCUAACAUGUCGAUUCUGACCCUCCCUAACGAAAUACUGCACUUGAUCGGGACGUUCAUGGAUGCAUCAAGUUUGGCGGCAAUGGUCCGAGCCGCUCGAAUCCUGAAAGACUUGCUGUCCAAGGAGCUGUACGUCAAGGCGGUUGGUUUCGUGCCCAGGAUGGAUGACUCGGUGGUGGAAUGGGCGGCCAGGCAAGGCCAGCCAGAGACUAUCCGCAAGGCCUUGAAGCAGAUGCCGGCAAACACGGACUGGUCUAGGGUGGUCGGAACAGGGAUUGUCGGGGCGAUCCGGUACAAUCAGCUGGAAGCCCUGAAGUGUCUGUGCUACGAAAGCCCCCCGAAUCGAGCAAGUCAAUACAUCCGGGCUCCUCCUCCCUCUCUCGAAGGCAUGGGGGCGGCUGCGCUUUCCAAUAAUCCGGUGGACCUCGCCGCGAGCCGCGGAAGCGUGGAUGUGCUGCAAUACCUCCUAGAGAGGGGAAUGCCGUUUGUAACGCCUGAAUUUCCCUUCGCCGUAUCCAUGUUCGAAGGGGAGGGAGGGAAGUCGGGUGACACGCGGGUGGCCGAGUUGCUGAUCCGCCACGGAUUCAAUACACGGAUGGGGAGUGAUAACGGCCAAUCGCUGCUGCACGAGCUGGCAACCCGCGGGAGGGCGGCACACGUGGAUCUGUUGGCGAGAGCGGUGCCCGAGCUUCUGAACAUCCAGGAUGUGGACGGGAGAACGCCGCUGAUGUAUGCUAUCGCUGCCAAGCAGAUGGCCUGUGCGAGACACAUGGUGACCAUUCUCGGGGCGGACGUGAGCUUGAGGAAGUCCAACGGGGUCACGGCGCUGCACAUGGCCGUCUGCGAAGAUGACAUCGACCUGGUUGAGGCCUUGAUCAACAGCGGAGCGGACGUUAACGCGCAAGCCUCGGGCCAAGUGACACCUUUGCACAUGGUGACCGAUGCCCGCGAGAGAAAGACCAAAGAACCUCUGAUGGUGGCGAUACUCCUUAAUCGGGGGGCAUUUUGCUCUCCCAGAGACGGGAAGGGCAAUACGCCGCUGAGCUAUGCGCUGGCGGCGCGGAACAUCCAGCAGGUCGAGUGGCUGAUGGUGGGUGCCGUGCAUCAUGCGUCCGAAUUCGAAGGGGUCCAGGAACUGCUGGACGCCUGUCGCGUGGGCAGCUUGCGAAUCGUCCAGAUCUACACGCAGCGGGAGGGAUUCGACAUCGAACGGGACCAAGAUCAAUGGCGGAGAUCAGCAUUGCACCUUGCAGCAAUCGGGGGGCACGUGGAGGUUCUAGAGCACCUGCUGUCAAAGUGGAGGGAUGUCGAUCGCCGCGACGUGGGCGGCCGGACAGCGCUUUGGUAUGCCUGUUGCAAGGCCGACUCUAGCUGCGCAUGCCAGCUGAUCCACGCGGGGGCGUCGGUGGACUCGGCCGAGCACUACGGACGGACUCCUUUGAUGAAUUUCACUCGGCACUUUCGGGAUGACACGACGAUGUCUUUCUUUCUGAAAUCAUCGAGGAAAGUCGAAGCAGUCGACAAGAUGGGGCGCACGAUCUUGCACCACGCCGCGCGCCACGGAAAUCUGGCGGCCACGCGGGCGAUCGUGCGGUAUCAAAAGGACCUGGUGGGCAAGUGUGCCAAGAAGCGCCAGUCUGCCCUGUUAUUCGCCCUGAAGCACGAUCACGACGACGUGGCGCGAUUCCUGCGGCGGUUGAUCAUCUUGAGGCGAAGGGAGUUUAGCUGGCUCGCGAUGCAUGGAUACCACGGCAAAGUCAUGUGGAUCAAGACAGGGGCAGGAUGGGCUCGCACGCGCAGUCGAUGGAUUGCCAGGGAGAAGAAGGCAAGGGAGAAGAAGAGGGGUUGA